Molecule: messenger RNA, 5631 nt
Organism: Chiloscyllium plagiosum (whitespotted bambooshark)
Lineage: Eukaryota; Metazoa; Chordata; Chondrichthyes; Orectolobiformes; Hemiscylliidae
Gene: slc35a5
Product: solute carrier family 35 member A5
Biological process (GO): pyrimidine nucleotide-sugar transmembrane transport
Cellular component (GO): Golgi membrane
Molecular function (GO): pyrimidine nucleotide-sugar transmembrane transporter activity
Source: RefSeq, a predicted model, not a curated record
AGAAUUUCAGAUAGGAUCUAGUUAGCUAAAGGCUGCAGUGAUCGAGUGAUUGAUAUCAGAUAUGCUAAAGAAUCAGAAGAGCGUAGAGAACAUUUGUAAUCAGAUUUUUUUCCAUUUGUUUGUGUGAUGUGAGCAUUGCUGGCUAGUUUGGUAAUUAUUGCCCAUCUCUGACUGAAUUUCAACACGUGGUGAGUGCUGCCUAGCCCUAACCCUUAGUUGGUAUAUAUACUCCCACAACACUGUCCUCACCUGUUCUCCCUGUGCAGAUGCAUCUGCCCAUGACCAUAUUUAUAAGAGAGACCAAUAAGGAUUUUGUGGAGACAGUCCCAGUUUGACAUUUAGGAUACCUUCUAUCAUGUUUUGUGGCUUAUCCAUACUAAAUGGGACAAAAUGUGAACAGAAUUAGCAAAUUGAAGCUGGACAUCCAUGAGGCACUGUGAGCCAUCAGUUGCAGCAGAAUUAGUACCGUAGUCUGUAACCUUAUCGCACCACAUAUCCCCCCCAUUACAUUAUCAUGAAGCUGGAAAAUCAACCUUCUUUCAUUGAAGAAUGCAGGAAGGUAUGAAAGAGCAGCACUCCUAAAAAUGAGGCAUCACCCUGGUGAAGCUGCAACACACGACUAUUUUUAUGCCCAACAGAGGAAGCACCAUGCAUUAGAUAGGUGCUAAGGGAAUCCCAACAGACCAGAUCUAAGCUCCAAAGUUAUGCUACAUUCAAUUGUGAAUGAUGGUGAAUAGUUAAUCAACUCACUGGAGGAUGUAAAAAUACCCUCAUUCUCAACAAUGGGGAAACUCAGCAUGUCAGUGUAAUAGACCAGGCUGAAAUAUUUGCAUCAGUCUUCAACCAGUAAUACCAAGUAGAUGAUCAUCUUUGUCUCAGUUCGAGGUCCCCAGCAUCACAGAUGCCAGUCUUCAACCUAUUUGCUUAACUCCAAGUGAUAUCAAUAAAUGGCUGAAGGCACUGGAUACUCAAGAAGCUUGACAUCCUCGAGGACAAAGCGGAUGCUUGAUUGCCACAUCAUCCACUGCCAUCAACAUUAACUUCCUUCAUCGUCAACACACAGUGCCAAAAGUCUCCACCAUCUAAAAAAUGUACAGCAACAGCUCAACAACACUCCCUCAAUGGCACUUCCCAAACCUGCGAACCCUACUUUCUAGAAGGGCAAGAUGCUCAAGUACUGAAGUUGGAAAUGAUCUCCAAAUCCUUUGCUUCCCUUUGUUCCCGUUCGUUAGUAUAUACGUUGGUGUUGGGUGCACUAUACAUCAUACUCGGAUGCAGUCGGAUUCUUCUAAUGAAGCUUUCUGCUAAUGAAGAUAAUGAAUAUGACUAUCUACCAGCUACAGUGAAUGUUUGUGCAGAGACAGUAAAACUGGUGUUUUGUAGCAUUCUAGCAAUAAGGGUUCUGAUACAAGAGGGACAGAAGUGCAAGAGUUUGGGAUACUCUUCCUGUCGGGGUUUUCUUCGAUUUAUGAAAUGGUCUGUUCCAGGGUUUCUCUACUUUGUGGAUAAUUUAAUUACCUUUUAUGUGCUGAUCUACCUCCAACCAGCGAUGGCUGUCUUGUUGUCAAAUUUUGUUAUCAUCACAACAGCUCUCCUGUUCAGGAUUGUUCUAAAGCGGCGCCUGUCCUCAGUGCAGUGGGCAUCACUCGUGAUUUUAUUCCUUUCCAUCGUAGCUCUCGUAGCAGGGUCUGGAGUAACCCAAAAUGUUGUGGCAAAGCACACAUUUAAUCACACGAUGCACUUUAAUGCUUCGAAUAGCUGCAUUCCAUUUGUUUCAUCGCAAGAUAAAAAUUUACAGCAUCAGUUGGAGAUCAAUUCCACGCUAAUUUUAUUACCAGCUUUGAAAUGGAACAUAAGUUCACUAAAAAGCUUUAACCUUGGAUUUGGCCAUCUCUUCAUAAUUAUUCAGUGUUUUAUCUCUUCCAUGGCUAACAUCUACAAUGAGAAAAUGCUGAAAGAAGGAGAUCAGCUGACUGAAAGUAUUUUUAUCCAGAAUAGUAAACUGUACCUUUUUGGAGUUAUAUUUAAUAGCCUGCUAUUACUACUUCGAUCUAAAUCCCGUGUCCACAUCCAGAACUGUGGCUUCUUCUAUGGACACAAUAUGUUUUCUGUGGCUUUAAUUUUUAUUACUGCUGCCUUUGGAUUGUCUGUGGCUUUUAUUCUGAAAUUCAAAGACAACAUGUUUCAUGUCCUCACUGCCCAAAUAAUAACUGUCAUUAUUACUGCAGUAUCUAUCUUUACAUUUGAUUUUACACCUUCCUUGAGCUUCUUCUUAGAAGUCCCGGUGAUAUUGCUGACAAUAUUUAUAUACAAUGCCAGCAGAAUAAAUGACCCUGCGUACAUGCUACAGCAAGAAAGAUUCAAGGUUAUAAAUGGUGAACUUCUGGAACGUUCCAGUGGGGAUGGUGAGGAGUUGGAGAGAUUGACCAAACCAAACACUGAUUCAGAAACAGAUGAAGAUUCCUUCUAAAAAUUGUUUUUAGUUUACAAUCACAAAUUAUUCCUUUUUUAAUGAAUGUGAAUUAGUACUUAACUUGCAUUGACUUGUAAAUGUAAGUCAGCCAUUCUUCCAUGGCCAUUAUCAGCAUUGUGCAAUCCGCCUUUUCAAGUAAUAAUCCCAGAAUGACUGAUUUGGCUUUAAAUUAAGCUAACUCCUAAAAAUCUUAUGGUUAAAUUGCACAAACUCAGAUUUCGCAAUUGAUGCCAAAGGAACAGCACUCAAUCUUACAGCUGCCUUGGUGUGUUUGUGGACCUUUGAAUAGCAACUUAUGGUUACUAAAGACUCAUCAGCGAGGGACCUCUAUAAAGGAUCUGAGACCUUUAAGGAGCAGGAUUAGCAACACUACAUCAUCAACAGACCAGAUUGAAGAAUCUUUAUGGAGAGACACAGCUUUAACCAGACAGUAUUUUCAUACAAAUUUAAUUCAAUGUAAGAUUAUCUACUGAAAGCUGAAAAAAAAGAGUUUGAUAGUUAACAUGGAAUUGAAAUAAAGGGAAGUAUUAAUUUUUAAAAAUUCUUUGAUGACUAAAUUCAUAGUUUGUUUGGCAUUAAAUUUAUUACACUGUUUAAAAUGUCACACCAGAGCGUGAAAGCCUGAACCUUUUCUGGUGUAUUUACUUGGUAACUAGUGACAGGUACUGUAACUUUACACCCUCUGGGUACUGCGUACGAAGGAGCAGAGCAUCUCUGACAGCAACCUUCAGGUUUCUGUGUUUUACUGUUCAUGCACUGAUAAUCUUCCUGUUAAUCCUGAGUAAAAUCUCAAUCAUUACAUAUCCUCAUAUUUAUUCUAUUGCUCCUAUUCUAUUAUAUUUCAGUAAUAGCAUUUCUUAUUAUAGUAACAAUUACUUGAAAAUCUCUUACCAUGAAAACAAAUAAUGAAAGUAACUGAACAAGUACUUUGUCUGGCUCUGUGACAUGACAUUGAAAUUAAUUAUUUGAUUUGUGCAAAUAUACUGUUGUAAAGUGGUACGCCAGUGCAGUUUAAUGCCUACUUCAGGAGACUGUUAUCUUGGUUGGUCUUGUUUCUGUAUAGCUUUAUAGCAUUUCCAAAUGAGGUCAGUUCUAAUACUGGUAAUUAUUUGUGGAGUAAUAAUUUGGGAGGUACAAUCCCUGAGUUCAUUAAAAAUAAUGCAGUGUUUAUUAAUGGAAUGUGCCACCGUGUUGAACUAGUUCCAGAAUGUUUUGUUGAGCAUUAACUCUGGAUUAAAUUGUAGAUGAAAAGUAAAAUUAAAAGUACUUGAUUUAAUUAGUGCGUAUAAACUGAAUUAAAAGAUUAGAUGAAUGACAAUUAAAUGAACUUUAUAAAGCAAUGUACCUUGUUAAAAACAUUUUUAGUUAAUAUACAUGAGACUGUAUGGAUUCUGUGAAUUUUUAUUAUAGUACUUAAAUGUACAAAGAAUUCUAAAAAUGUGUGUUAACCAUUUGUAUUUAGUAAAAAUUUCUGACAGUAAACAGCAGAUCAAACAUUUUCUAAAUUUUGAUCUGAAAAAAUACAAAAGCAAGUACUGGAUGCUAAAAUAAAAACAAUGUUGAAAAUAUUCAGUAUGAUUGAUAGGAUCUUUGGAAUGGUAUUUAAAAUAUUUCUCGUUAUUGUGUUAGAAACUAUACGAUUGUAUACAACAGGAACAAAUUAACAGAAAACAGUGCAAAGUAUAAGGUUAACUAUAAAAGAAAACGAAAUGAAGACAAUCAAUUACUCUGAUUUUUGUUUCUGAAAUGGUUUUAGCAAUUAUUUUACCUUCUCAAAAAUAUUAAAUAGGCAUGAAUCAAUAAGUUUUCUAACAAAAAUGUUUCUUAAAUUACUUAUUUUGUAAUAAAAUGACUCAGGUUACGUUGUUUUUUUUGUCUUUAAUUACAAUGAUCAGUGUUUUGUUUUACUGGAAGAUCUUUGUUUCUUAUAAAAGCUUGGGUGAAAUUGACAUUUCUACCAUCGACAAUCCAACUUCACACUGAGCUAUGUGUCACAACUACUCUAUGUGGGACAGAAUAAUAGAACUAGCAGUUCAAAACUGGGAAUUCUUUACAUUUUGGUGAUCAGCAAGGGCAAAAUUGUAUACCAGCAUAAUCAGGCAUGCCCUUAACAUCAUGACCAUCAAAUCACAUUGUUCAAUGAGGAGCAGCACCAAACAUUCAUAAAAAUGACCUUGUUAAACCAUGACAUAGAAUUCGGUUCUGAAGUCAUUUCAUGAAAUGUUAGCUUAUAUGGAGAGAGAAGGAACCAGCAUAGAGUCAUACACCUUGGAAUCAGGCCCUUUAGCCCAAAUAAUCCAUGUCAACCAUGUUCCUAAAUCAAACUAGUCCCAUUUGUCUGCAUUUGGCCCACAUUGCUCUAAGUCCUUCCUAUGCAUGUACAUGUCCAAAUGUCACUUAAAUGUUGAAAUUGUCCCAGCCUCUACCACUACCUCUGGCAAUUUGUUCCACAUAUGCAAGAUCCUCUGUGUAAGAAAAAAAAAUUGCCCCUCAGGAGUCUUGAAUCUUUCACCUUAACCCUAUGCCCUCUAGUUUUGGACUCUCCUACCCUUAGAGAAAUGACCUUGGUUGUACGUCUUACAAUAAGCCCCUCAUGGUCAAAACAUGUGGCACUGGAAAAGCACAGCAGGUCAGGCAGCAUCUGAGGAGCAGGAGAAUUGACAUAAGCGCAAUGCCCCUUGUGAUUUUAUAAACCUCUUUAAGAUCACCACUCAGACUCGUAUGCUCCGGGGAAAAAGUUCCAAACAAUCUAGCCUCUCAUAACUCAAACCCUCCAGUCCCGGUAAUAUCCUUGUAAAUCUUUUUUCACACCCUUUCCAAUUUAAUAACUUCCUAUAGCAGGCUGACCAGAAUUGUACACUAUGCCAAAUGUUGCCUUACCAAUGUAUUAUAUAGCCAUAACAUGAUGUCUCAAUUCCUGUACUCGGUGCUCUGACUGAGGAAGGCAAAUGUGCCAAAUGUUUCUUCACCAUUCUGUCUACUUGUGAUACCAUUUUCAAGGAACUAUGUACCUGAAUCCCUAGGUUUCUCUGUUCAACAACAGUCCCCAGAGACUUACCAUUUACUAAGUUGUGCCCUGGUUUGAGUUACCAAAAUGUAGCACCUUGCGCACCUUGCAUUUAUCAGAAUUAAACUCCAUGUGCCAUUUCUUGGCCCAG